GGCGGGGCGGGAGCGCACCGGGACGGGCACCGGGACGCGCCGCCGCCGCUCCCGCUCCCCUCCCGCCGCUCCCCCCCGCUCCCCCCCGCUCCCCCCCGCUCCCCUCCCGCCGCUCCCCCCCCCGCUCCCGCCGCCAUGUCGGGCCCGGCCGCGGCCCCGGCCUGGGCGCCCACCCACGUACAGGUGACGGUGCUGCGGGCGCGGGGGCUGCGGGCCAAGGCGGCGGCGGGCGGCGGCGGCAGCGACGCCUACACCGUGAUGGCGCUGGGCCGCGACAAGUUCUCCACCUCGGUGGCCGAGCGGUGCCAGGGGCAGCCGGUGUGGCGGGAGGAGGCCACCUUCGAGCUGCCGCCGCCGGCGCGGCCCGCCGCCCUCCGCCUCACCGUGCUGCACCGCGCCCUCGUCGGCCUCGACAAGUUCCUGGGACGCGCCGAGGUCGACCUGGCGGCGCUGAGGGACGACGGCGGCCGGCGGCACUCCAGGUGGUACAAGCUUCGCUCCAAACCAGGGAAAAAAGAAAAGGAGAGAGGGGAGAUCGAAGUGGAUAUCCAGUUUAUGAGGAGCAACAUGACAGCCAGCAUGUUUGAUCUCUCCAUGAAGGACAAGUCUCGCUCUCCCUUUGGCAAGCUCAAAGACAAGCUCAAGGGGAAGAGGAGCAGUGGCCUUUCCGACACAGCGUCAGCGAUCAUUCCCAGCACGACUCACUCCCCCGCCGACAGCGAAGAUGAGUCAGUCGAGAAGGAGAAGAAGAAAUCGAAGUUCAAAACCCUGUUUUCCAAACCUGGCCUGCAGAAGACCUCCCUCUCCCAGUCCAUGUCAGUCCUACCGACGCAGCAGCCCGUCACCAAGAGGAUUCGGCUUCGGCCCAGUGACUUCCAGUCGCAGUGGGACGACAAGGAGUCUGAGGCCUCUUCGACCUCUGAAAAAGCCUUUGGAAAUGCCCUGGAAGAGAAGUCCUCUCCUUCUCCUGUAUUUAAAUCUCGUAAAACAGCAACUUUGGACAGCAGACAACUAAACCAAGUAACUACUAACCACACCAAGAAAGAAGGGCUCUCUUUAUUCAGUGGCCUUAAAUCCAAAAGCGAUCCUGUCUCCAAGUCUAGUCUGUGUAUCAAUGGCAGUCACGUUUAUAUGGAAGAGAGUGCGACAAAGGACAACACUCCAGCCUCUUCCCCCUCUCCUCACAACUUCAGGAGGAAGCAGCUCUUUGCUUCAGAAGAGAACCUGUCUUCUAGAUCUGCUAAAGGACCUGAAGAGACGGGAGGAACAUCUCCUACUCAUGCUUUCUCUGGGUCUACAUCCUUGGAGACCUUCAAAUCUAUGACUUUGCCUUCUUACAAAUUACUUAGCAGUGAAGAAUACCUGGAAGCCAGUGUUCCUCCCACUUUCGAGGUUAUUAAAGAGACCAAAAAAAUGGACCACAAAAAGUCUGCCUUGCUCUCUCUGGUCACUGGGAAGAAGGAGGCAGUGAAGACCAGUGAUGCUGAGAAUAUUCCUGGCAAGACCCUGCAGGAUGAGGAAAACAAAGUCCCAGAAGAGAGGAGUGAACAAGAGGCCAAACCUCUUGAAACUCCUGCGGAUUUAAGCAGAGGGAAUCCCUCAGGAGACAGUCACCGUGCAGAAGAUGUCUUUGCAAACAAGCAACCACUCAACCCUUUCGAGGAAGAACGGAAACCUGAAAAAGCUGCUGCGCCAGCGAAGACCAAAGCUGUCAAGCCGAGACUGGGCGUGUCUUCAGAGGAGGAAACCAAAGCCACUCUUCCUACUCUUGCACCUGAUUCCCUUCCUACUUUUCUUUCUGUACACCAUAGUGGCAAUAACCCUUUUAUUUCUAAAAUGGGACAAAAAGUCCAAGUGCCAGACUCUGAAAGCAUUACUCGUUCUCCUGCAUCUCUUGCGUCUCCUCCUUUUGCUGCAGAGCUUUUGAAUGGCAAGAACCCCUUUACUCCCGAGCGGGACAGGGCGUCUGCAGCCCUGGAUCCGGAAGGCAUUGCCCGUUUCCCCUCAUCCCACCACCUUUCAGCCUCCGUUCCCAAAGCGCCUCUUCCUGGGCAGGUCUCUGGGAGUGGUAAUAAUCCUUUUGCUUCUGAGUGGGGGCAGAGCUCACAGGGCCACGGUCCUGAAAGCUCUGAUACGCGGGCUGCCUGGGGUCUCUCUUGCCCACCCGCACCUUCUCUCCCCUCUGAUUGUCAUUUUAAUGACAAUAACCCCUUUGUCUCCAAGCUUGGGUGGGAAGCAGGCGCACCAGGGUUCAGAGCUGUUGCCAGUUCUUCCCCUUUCUGCCUUCCUUGCGAUGAAGACUGUUCCUCAGCAGAGCACGCUGCUGAGCUGAAACACUCUGGUCGUGGUGCUUCAGGGAGCUCUUCAGAUGGGGCUUUAACUAGCAAUGUCAGAGCUGGAUCAAACCCUCUCGGCACCCUUUCUGGCAACCCUGGUCUGGCUCCAAAGAAGCGGUGUGAUUCUCCCCAGCUUCAGGUUGAGACUUCUUUGAAAAGUAGUAAGCUAGGCAGCAAGAAGUCUGCGUCUUCUCUCCGUGAUGGAUCGGAGGGUGUUACGUCAGGUGGUGAGGAUUUGGAUGGGCAGGAACCUGAGAAGCAGUGCUCUGAUUUCAGUGAAAUGUUACUGAAGGGUUCAGAUGCAACAGGAGAGGAAGCAGGCUUUGCUCGCGAACUGGAAGCAGGGUGCUCCACCUCAUCAAAACUCUCUAGUGACAGCACAGGUCCCAUCCGAAGCGGCGAGGCUGCUGUUCAGGGUGGUGUGGAAGUAGGUGGUGUAAGUACUGAACCCUGCACGGAGGAUGACAAAGACUUUGCACCUCUCUCAAAGUGUAGUAAUAGCCUCUUGCCAGAGAUCGGUGCUGAACAGCCAGCUUCCCUGGAGACGGAGCUGAAGGAGAAGCAGGGGAUCUUUGAAAGGAGAUGGGAAGAGCGUGCGCCCAUGUUGGAGCCCCAAGCAACUCCACUUGAUAAAAAUGACUCCUUUUCCCAAGUAGGACCUGCCAAACCAACCUUGGGAGCUUGCACGCUGUCCCCUCGGGGAGCCGAUGUAGGGAGGGCUGGCGGCGGGGUGCUUGUCACACCAGAGCCAGCACCACGGCUGUCUUUAACGCUGAAGCAGUGCCCCUCGGUUUCUCAGGCUGAUGAGUUGAGUGGUGAUGGUGUAAAAUCUGCGCCUGGGCUCCUGUUACCUAAUGAAAAAGCCUCAGAUGCUCAUGGGUGCCUCCCCCAAAGUGGUUCAUUAGAGUCUGUCGCUCCUCCGGUGACGCCCAGAGAUGACGGCAGUAAGAGGCAUUUAAAAAAUGAAGGUGAUGAUGAUUUAUUUGACUGCCUUACAAAUCUAAAGUCUGCCAUUCCUGUUACUGGAGACCGUGGUUCAAAACUGGCCGGUCUUCCAGUUAUUCUGGAGGGAGGCUCCGAUGACGAGCUGCUGGGUGACUGUCAGGAGAACCGCGGUGUCACUGCAGGGGAUAGAAACGUUUCAGAGACUGGAAAGCAGUCCCUGGAUUUAAUGCCUUUGCGUGAAAAACUGGAAGAGCACUCUGAUAGCUCUGCUGCAGCCCAGGUAACCCUGGCCACUCCAGGAGGAGAAGGAGGUGCUCCUGGUGCUGGUGAGCCAAGCAAAUCAGCCGUGCUGCCCACCAGGGCAGGUGUUCACGGUAUCAGCAACCAGGUAGUUGACUCAGGCUUAGGUACGACGUCUCAUUCCAGGGAGCAUAGUAGUCAUUUUGAGAAACAAGAACUGAAAGUAAGCGCAGGUGUUGAGGAGGUUGCAGAGUGUGACUUCUUUGAGCCUUCUGUUUCCUCUUCCUCCCUGUCAAGUCUUUCCCAGCCCUACUCUUCCUCUCAUUCCCUUCUUUCCAACACCCCAAGUCGUAGAGCAGAGUCUCCGAAAAAGCCAACAGCCGAGGGCUUCGCAGAUAAAGCAGGAAAUUCUGGCAAGAAGAAGCUGCUUCAGGCAUGGGUUUCACCCUCUGAAACAUACCCUAACCAAACUCAGCAGAGUGGUGAAACCGUGUCUCCUAAGCACAGACUCCAUCCUGUGAAGCCAAUGAAUGCCACAGCAAACAAGGCUCAAAGUAAAAACCUGAAUGUCAUCAGCACUAUGAAUGAAAAGCUGCUCGAGGUGAACGUGAAGAAAUAUGAUCCUUCAGACCCUGCCUAUGCUUAUGCUCAGCUAACACACGAUGAGCUGAUCCAGCUGGUCUUGAAACAGAAGGAUACAAUUACCAAGAAAGAUGUCCAGGUGCGUGAGCUUGAAGACUACAUCGAUAACUUGCUUGUCAGAGUCAUGGAAGAAACCCCAAACAUUCUUCGUGUUUCGACGUCUGGAAACAAAAAGGCCGGAAGGAUGUAAACGGUCUCGAGACAUUGGUUGAACAAAGGAUUGAAUUCCCGCCAGUGGAAUUUGAUUAAUAAGGAGAUGAUGUGAAGUAGGUGGUACCGGUUGGGCUGCCCACAGAAAAUGACCUCUUUCCUGUUUCUGUCUUGAGCAACUCUCGCUUUGAUUAGUAGUUAGAUCUUGUAUAUGGAGUCCAGAAGUGGAGUCAAUUUACCAUAUUUAUUUCUUGGUUUCUUUCCAUUAUUUGGGAAGAUUUGUUCAGGCAUCUAAUCCAAAGGCUGAUUGGGGUGGGAAGGAUGAAGGGUUUUUGAUGUGGUUUGCUUGCCAGCAAGGCACUGAUGAUCCUUUAUGAAGAUUUUUAAUGGUUUUGUGUUGUAGCAGCUUUGAUAGAUCAAUUGCUCUUCCCAUAUUUUAAGUUGUAGUGCAAUAUAAAAUCUUGUGCUUGAGGAUUUGAUUUUUUUUUUUUUUUUUUUAAUUAUUAAUAACUACACUGGAGAAGUCCAAAGAUGUGUGCUUCACACCAGGGCUGUGUGGGUUGUGUUUUAGAAGUAAUUAAUCCCCUGGAAGUUGAUUGCAAGUUAAACCUUAGAUUGGAAAGGGAAGAAGCAAAGCUUAGUUAAUCUCAUAAAGUACAUAUUGUUUCAAAGCAGCUCUCCAAGGGGAAGGUUUACAGGUUUUUUUGGUACAGGAAACACUGAGAUGUCAUGGUAUGUUUGUUUACCAUAGGAAUGGUAGCAAUGAACUGGGGGCAAAGGUGCAUUUUUUAAAUUGGAAGCUGUUCACUUACAGACUUCAAAUUCCUGAUUGAAAGGUGGUUCAAAUGAAGGAGGCAAAGGUACGCCUGGUUUCCGUUCUGUAGUCUUAAAUAGGUGUGGAUUUCACAGUCCACGUGCAUGGCCCUUGUCUCUUUGACACCGUUGCAGUUUAUUAAAUUUAAAUAUCUUGGAUUUUGGAGCUGGGGCUUACCUUGGAAUGACCUUCAAAGGUGAACAGUCUUACGCUUUCUUUUGUGCAUUCCUUAUAGAGCCAGGAGAGGAACCAAAUUGCCCUCCCUGGGAGUGGGAGCAGUCACAGCACUAGUGCUCAGAUCUGAUGUGGUUUUCUUUGUGACUUGCUGCUCAGAAUGGAAUGAAAACUUUAUGCAGCUGAGAAAGACUGCUGUUUUUUCUAGAGAAUCGGUACCUCUCGGUCUGCUUCCUUAAUGUGCGGCUGCUUUGCAGCUCAAGAGAGACAGGUGUGUUCUCCCCUCCGUCUCAUCGGACAGCAAACAACAGCACAGCGCUCUGGAGCAGCCACCACAACAGGCUUCCUCCACGGAAAAACUAGCUGUGGCUUUUUUUUGGUGAGCUCUUGUCAAAGAUCAAAAAAAUCAGAUGCCUCUUUGCGUCUCUGGGAUUUAUCAGGGUUGCAAGAGCCCAUAAAAGGCUUAGCAGAAAGUUGAAAUAUCAAAAGAGUGGGUAGCAGAGGACCAAAGCAAAUGCUUCUACCUUUGGAAGUUGAAAGGGUCUUUUGAGUCACUCCUGGCUUAGCUCGAAAGGGGUGAGUUUUUAACUCAAUUUUUCUACAGCAAAGCACUUUAUUGAGGGACUAGACCAGCUGGAUCGACUAUCAACCUGUUAGUAGUCUGCUUACUAUUUUCAUAAAACACUGAAAACUACUGGAGACUUCUCAAAUACUGUAUUUUUGUAGUGAAGAGUAGUUGAAUAUAUUUUCCUAGAGAUGUAUGCAUUUAUUAGAAAAUACAAAAAAAGCUGUUAAUUACAUUUUUAUUACUGUAAACUGACUAACUACCAAAGUCUGGAGCUUUCCUGACAGAACUGUCCUUCAUGGGAAGCCUUAAGCAUUAAGUCUUCGAAGACUUCAGGUACUUUUUUUCUAUUUUAGCAGAUGUCUUCAGUGAAGGGGUUAUUUCUUUCCUACUGUGCCCUCUUCUGUGAAUGAUGGGUCUGUAACGCUGGUCUUAGUGGCAUCUUUAGCUCUUGCCUGGUGUUUUUAAUUUUGAGUGGUACUGGUUGGCCUUACUGAAAACUGCUGCUGCUUCUCGUGCCUUGAAAGAGUGAGGAAGAUGAAGGAUUAAUUUGUUUCCUCCUUGUGUUUUGGUGGAUCUCUGGAAAAAAAAACAUUUGCCUAUACCUCACUAAUGAACUUGUUUUCUAGACUUUAUUCCACAGAUUUCUGAUGUUCUGGUUCAGAGAGUCAGAAAAACCAGUUGUGCCUUUGAAUGGUGGCUUAACGGUUCAAAAAAAAAUGAUGGUGUUGGUGGUUAUUACUGGAUAUGUGGGAAGCAAGACUGGACUCUUGCUUUUGCUCAUUUUAAAACAAUAGGGGUACUACUGGGUCGUUGGCUGCUGAAGGCACCGCGAUGCUUUCGGAGUAUGGAUUUUCUGAAGUUUGGAUAAUGAGCGUUUCUGUUGGCUGGAACGGUACGUACACAGAGAUGAAGGGGUGAUAUGUGCUCUUAGUGGUCUCCUUGGAGAUGAAGCCUUAGAACUCGUAAUAUUCUGUCCUGGCAGCGUUUUUGCCAGCUGCAGCCGUGUUGGUUGAGGUGGACCCUGGGUCGUGUCUGCCCGUGGCCCCCGGGGUUGUUCUUUGGUGGUCGCGGUUCCCUGCUGCGAGGUCACGCUCCCGCACCAGCCACACUUCGACUUCCAUGGCCGUGGAAGCAUUGCAUAGGCUGUGUUCCUCAGGCUUUUAUUGGCAAUAUUAGUUUUAAAGGCUUUCUUUGGCAUAAGGGGUCUGGCAUUUUGUGUUCGUGCUUCACCUUGACUUUAAGGGCCUUAAGAAUCAAAUGUAUUGUUUUAUUAUUGAAGGAUCUGAAUGUAUUUUUCCCUGUUUAUCCUGUCUGCUUUUAGCUUGGGUACCUAUUUGUUUUUAAAUGCCUUUUGGUUUCAUGGAACACUAAAAUAAAAAUACCUUAAAUCCA
Molecule: messenger RNA, 7261 nt
Organism: Tyto alba (common barn owl)
Lineage: Eukaryota; Metazoa; Chordata; Aves; Strigiformes; Tytonidae
Gene: RAB11FIP1
Product: RAB11 family interacting protein 1
Exons: 6
Coding region: 136-4353 (1405 amino acids)
Biological process (GO): regulated exocytosis
Cellular component (GO): intracellular membrane-bounded organelle
Molecular function (GO): small GTPase binding
Source: RefSeq, a predicted model, not a curated record